AUGGCUCACAACGGGGAGAGUGAUGUCGCUGCGACAGUCCAGGACGGGCUUGCCCAGACCCCUCAUGAAGAAGAUCGGCCGGAGCACUCGUCCAAUCCUGAGAUUCCCAGUACUCCUAACCCGGCCCCGUCGUCGGGUGUAGACGAAGCUAGUCGCCUCCGAGAGCUCCAGGCCGAUGUGCGAGAUCAGGAUGACCUCGAGAGGGACAUCACACGUCAGGCCGAUAAGUUGCUCUUGGAACAGGCCGAUGAACGCGAUAACAAGCGGCUAGAGAAGACUAGCCAGGAAAAAGAGAAGUUGGAAUCACAGAUUUUAAAACUACACCAACGCCUGUCACAGCCAGUUGGCACUGCAGCCCGCGUUCGGGCCCAGAAUGACUUGCAAAAAUUAGAGUCUCGUAAUGCUUCCUUGGCAAACGAUUUGAAAGAAAUCAGGCAGCGCAUGGACGAGAGGCAGCAGGAGAAAGAACCUGACGAGCAAGGGAACGGGACAGGAAGGUUGCCUCACGAGUCUCGGAGAGAUUAUCUCAUCCGAACCGGGAAAAUCACGCCCUUCUCAACCAUGGGCUCUGGCCCAACCGAAGGGCCCCUAUAUAGCCUCCAUGACACGCUGAUUGAUGCCGAAGACGAACGCGAUGAGAGAGAGGCACUAGAACAAGUCAAGCAGCGCUCGGCCGUGUCUCACCGGAAUCUUGUGCGUCCCGGUUUUGGGUUUGAUGAAAGCAGUGAAAAGUCUACCGAGGAGAGAGCCGAGCGCCCUAAGAAGAAACGAAAGCUGGAGAAAGAGGAUCACACGACAGACACUGCGCAAUCAGAAGGCCCAGAAAUAACAGCAGAAAGUCCGCCGGAGGAGGUUCCGUCCGAUGAUGGUUCGGGGAGCUAUGUGGCUUCUGAAGGGGCAGAAUCCGACGACGAAGACUUCACCACCGAUGAUAAAUUUGCACGACCGGCAGCUUCAGGCAAAUCAAAGACAACAGAAGACAUGGAAGACUUUAGCGGGGUUGACGACGGGAACGAGAAGAUCUAUCAAUCUAGACUUCAGAGCUGGGUUGAUCGUAGGAGUGCUGCUCGAAGGCGCACUCUGCAGGCCCGAGGAACAGACACGGAGCCUGACGAUGGCCAAGACGAACAGGAUGAAGAGUGGUUUAAGCCACACCCCACUGUGCCAGAUAUGCCGUACGAUAAUUCGUAUCGUGUGCCUGGCGAUGUUCAUCCCCUUCUAUUCGAUUAUCAAAAAACCGGAGUUCAGUGGCUGUGGGAACUGCAGCAACAGCAAGUAGGAGGCAUCAUUGGUGAUGAGAUGGGACUGGGGAAGACGAUUCAAGUUAUUGCCUUUCUGGCUGGGCUUCACUAUAGCAAAAAGCUAACUAAACCGGUCAUCGUUGUAUGCCCCGCCACGGUCAUGAAACAAUGGGUCAAUGAGUUCCAUCGAUGGUGGCCCCCGUUCCGAGUGUCUAUUCUACACACCUCCGGCAGUGGGAUGGUCAACAUCCGCAAUGAAACCAGCAGAGAAGAUGCUCUCUUAACGCAGACACGAGAUUCUCGCGGCGUUUCCGGCGGCUUGAAGGCUGGCAGGAAAGUGGUCAAACGCGUUCUAGAAGAGGGCCAUGUGCUGGUGACUACGUACUCUGGUCUACAGACGUACGCACCUCUCUUGAUCCCGAUAGAAUGGGGGUGUGCGAUUCUCGACGAAGGCCACAAGAUUCGGAAUCCGAACACAUCGAUUACUAUCCAUUGCAAGGAACUUCGAACCCCGCACCGCAUCAUUCUGUCCGGCACCCCGAUGCAAAACAAUCUCACGGAGCUUUGGUCGUUGUUCGAUUUCGUUUUUCCCAUGCGCCUAGGGACGUUGGUUAAUUUCCGGAAUCAGUUUGAGUUUCCAAUUCGCCAAGGUGGUUACGCCAAUGCUUCCAAUCUACAAGUUCAAACGGCCACUAGGUGUGCCGAAACCCUCAAGGAUGCCAUGAGUCCGUACCUUUUGCAGCGAUUCAAGAUCGACGUGGCUGCCGACCUUCCUAAAAAGAGCGAACAAGUCUUGUUUUGCAAGCUGACGAAACUUCAGCGACAAGCAUAUGAGGCAUUCCUCGGCUCGGGAGAGAUGCAGUCCAUCCUCAGAGGGCGACGACAGGUCUUGUACGGAGUCGAUAUCCUGCGCAAGAUUUGCAACCACCCGGACUUGCAGAGUCACAAGUUCAAUUCCCACCAAGCAGGGUAUGGCGAUGCCUCCCAGUCUGGUAAAAUGCAAGUGGUGAAAUCGCUGUUAGAACUAUGGAAGGACACGGGCCACAAGACUCUUCUAUUUACGCAGCAUCGCAUCAUGCUGGACAUCCUGGAGAAAUUCAUGAACUCGCUUUCCGGGUUCAAGUAUCGGCGAAUGGAUGGAAGCACACCCAUAGCUCGCCGGCAAGCCAUGGUCGACGAAUUCAACAAUGACCCAGAACUGCACGUGUUUCUUCUCACGACGAAGGUGGGAGGUCUAGGUGUGAACCUCACUGGAGCGGAUCGAGUCAUUAUCUACGACCCAGAUUGGAACCCGUCCACCGACAUGCAGGCCCGUGAGCGAGCAUGGAGGCUUGGACAGAAGCGGGAGGUCACGGUGUACCGACUCAUGACGGCUGGGACGAUCGAAGAAAAGAUCUAUCACCGACAGAUCUUCAAGCAGUUCCUCACCAACAAGAUCCUGAAGGAUCCGAAACAACGGCAGACAUUUCAGCUCAGCGAUUUACACGAUCUGUUUUCUCUCGGAGACGAGAUGCAAGGUCCGACGGAAACAAGCAAGAUAUUUCAAGAUGCCGACGUUACGUACGAGGAGGGUGGUAAUAGCCCUGCUCGACGGACCGGCAAGUCGCGACAUGGAGGAAAUAGUGGCAAGGACGACAACAACGAAGUCGACAAGGUGGAGGGCAUCGCAGCGGUCGAGGAAUUCCAGGGCGAUCCUGAAAAGCCGAGCGAUCAGGAAGGGCCAUCUGCUCCCAAAUCAGAAUCCCGUCUCAUGGAAGGCAUUUUCGCCCGUUCCGGGGUGCAUUCUGCCCUGGAGCACGACCAGAUCGUGAAUGGCAAACGCGUUGUCCGAGCCGAUCCCCAGAUCAUCGAGGCCGAAGCCAAGAAAGUGGCCGCCGAGGCCGCCGAGGAGCUGCGCCGAGCAGGCGAAGCUGCUCGAUCCGUGCCAAUUGGAAUGCCCACUUGGACGGGCCAGUUUGGCCUGGCCGGAAAGCCUGCAGAGCCAGCGUUCGGGGGACGAAGCAGCUCGGCCAGACGAGGCCCCGCCGGUCCGUCGUCGGCCAGUAUCUUAGCCAAUCUCUCGGCUCGCACGCCUCCGUCUCGCAGCAGUAGCAACAGCCCUGCGCCGGCCAGGGCUACCGGUGGGAUUGACUUCAUCACCAGGAUCCGAGAUUACAUCACGUCCCAGGGCGGGUCGGUCUAUACGCAAAUGUUGAUUGACCAUUUCAACCGUCUCUGCACCACGCCUCAGCGGUCGGCAGAGUUCAAAGAAAUGCUCAAAACGAUCGCGGUCCUGGAAAAGGGCGGUCGCAACGGACGGGGGAAAUGGUCUCUGAAGCCCGAGUACGCCCCGAAACGAUCCUGA
Messenger RNA from Aspergillus steynii IBT 23096, 3585 nucleotides. RefSeq names its product DNA-dependent ATPase RAD26. The transcript has 3 exons. The record is from RefSeq and is a predicted model, not a curated record. Gene Ontology annotation, biological process: transcription-coupled nucleotide-excision repair. Gene Ontology annotation, molecular function: ATP binding; ATP-dependent chromatin remodeler activity. The coding region runs from base 1 to 3585 and encodes 1194 amino acids. Gene Ontology annotation, cellular component: nucleus. Lineage: Eukaryota; Fungi; Ascomycota; Eurotiomycetes; Eurotiales; Aspergillaceae.